GCCGGAGCUAGAUUCUGAAAAGCCUUCUCGCCCUGGAAUUGCUCAAUGCUAAAAACAUCCAAGAGAAUAUUGAAGAAUCUGCAAGCACAAUGGAUGGCUUUUAUGAUCAGCAAGUCCCGUUCCUGGUCCCCGGGAAACCUUGCACAGAAGAGUGUCGAGGGAGGCCAGUGAAUGACAGGAAACGGAAGUUUCAGGACACUGACCUGGCCCAUGAUUCUGAAGAAUUGUUUCAAGACCUUAGCCAGCUGCAGGAGGCUUGGUUAGCUGAAGCCCAAGUUCCCGAUGAUGAACAGUUUGUCCCAGAUUUCCAGUCCGAUAACUUGGUACUUCAUGCACCUCCCCCAGCAAAGAUCAAGAGGGAACUCCACAGCCCUUCUUCUGAGCUGUCCACCUGUAGCCACGAACAGGUGCAUUGUGCUCAUUAUGGAGAAAAGUGCCUCUACAACUACUGUGCCUAUGAUAGGAAGCCCCCUACUGGGUUCAAGCCAUUAACUCCGCCUGCCACCCCUGCAUCACCUGCACUCCAGAGCACCUCCCUUCCUCCUCCUCCACCACUGCCUGCAGCACCUGUGCAGACCCCCACUCAUGUUGCCACCGUGGCAGGCCCUUUGCAAGGAGCUCCGCCUCCUCCGGUUCCCCCUCAUGCUCUUCAGGAACCAAGGCAGCAGCAAACCUUUGCUGUGCCUCGGCCACCUCAUCAGCCCCUUCAGAUGCCAAAGAUGAUGCCUGAAAACCAGUAUACAGCAGAACACAGAUUUCAGAGACAGAUGUCUGAACCUUGCCACCCCUAUCCUCAGCCGGGGCUUUCUGGAGACAAUCGCCCCAUCUACCACAGGCAGAUGUCAGAGCCUAUCGUCCCUGCUGCUGCCCAUCCUCCUCAGGGAUUCAAGCAAGAGUACCAUGACCCCCUCUAUGACCAUGGUGUCCCAGGCAUCGCUGGCCCACCCAGGCAUGGAUUCCAGUCUCCCAUGGGAAUCAAGCAAGAGCCCAGGGACUAUUGCAUUGACUCAGAAGUGCCUAAUUGCCAGUCGGCAUAUGUGAGAGGAGGAGGUGGCUACUUCCCCAACAGCCAUGAUGGGUUCUCAUAUGAGAAAGAUGCCCGGUUGUACUUUGAUGAUACCUGUGUUGUACCAGAGAGAUUGGAAGGCAAAGUGAAGCAAGAGCCCACAGUGUAUCGUGAAGGGCCUCCUUACCAGAGACGAGGAUCACUCCAGCUAUGGCAAUUCCUGGUCACCCUCCUGGAUGAUCCAGCCAAUGCCCAUUUCAUUGCUUGGACUGGCAGAGGCAUGGAGUUCAAGUUGAUUGAGCCUGAAGAGGUAGCUCGCCGGUGGGGAAUCCAAAAAAACCGGCCCGCAAUGAACUAUGACAAGCUCAGCCGCUCCCUUCGCUACUACUAUGAAAAAGGCAUCAUGCAAAAGGUGGCCGGAGAGCGGUAUGUCUACAAGUUUGUUUGUGAUCCUGAUGCCCUUUUCUCCAUGGCCUUCCCUGACAAUCAGCGCCCAUUCUUGAAAGCUGAACCAGACUGCCAUGUGAAUGAAGACGACACCUUACCUCUGACACAUUUUGAAGACAACUCUGCGUACCUCCUAGACUUGGAUCACUGCAGCAACCUCCCCUAUGCAGAGGGCUUUGCAUACUGACUUGUAAAGCAGCAGAAUUCUGACAUGAGAGACUCCUGUUCCAACCAAUAAGGGCAAUUUUUUUU
Messenger RNA from Euleptes europaea (tarantolino), 1705 nucleotides. It is a transcript of the gene ETV5, whose product is annotated as ETS variant transcription factor 5. Gene Ontology annotation, cellular component: nucleus. Gene Ontology annotation, biological process: cell differentiation; regulation of transcription by RNA polymerase II. The record is from RefSeq and is a predicted model, not a curated record. The coding region runs from base 90 to 1640 and encodes 516 amino acids. NCBI's taxonomy places the organism in Eukaryota, Metazoa, Chordata, Lepidosauria, Squamata, Sphaerodactylidae. The transcript is spliced from 12 exons. Gene Ontology annotation, molecular function: sequence-specific DNA binding; DNA-binding transcription factor activity, RNA polymerase II-specific.